AUGUCAAUAAUAAGUGUGCAUUGUACUUUAUUGAAGAAGGUGUAUGGGAAAUCACUUGGAACUGUCGGUAGGCGAAACUUAUUUGGUUUAUCCCUAGGAAGCCCCGAGGUAAAAGAGCAACGAUACACAUUGCUGAAGACUAUCAAUUCCCCACCAACUGAUGUAUAUAAUGUAGUAUCAGAAGUCUCACAGUAUUACAAGUUUAUUCCCUACUGUACAGAGUCAUUUGUGGAAAAAAGAAAUCUUUUGGAUGGGAAACCAACAAUUGCUGGAUUAAGGGUAGGUUUUAAACAAUACGAUGAGAAAUUUGUUUGUGAAGUAAGUUGCAAGGAUCUUUUGGCUGACAGGGAUUUUACAGUGGAGGCAAAUUCACUUUCACACAAUUUAUUUCAUUUAUUAUAUUCGAAAUGGACAAUUAGACCACAUCCCAGGAGACCGCAAACAACAGAAGUGGAAUUAUCAUUACGAUUUAAAUUUAAAUCAAGGUUAUAUAAUGCUGUUUCAUCAAUAUUUGCCAAAUCAGUGACAAAGUUAGUGAUGGAUGCAUUUGAGAAACGAGUAUUUGAGUUGAAAAGACUGGAUCCUUUAAAAUCUGUGUCAUCAUCAUCAUCAUCAUCGUCGAGAGAUUAUUGA
Molecule: messenger RNA, 633 nt
Organism: Naumovozyma castellii
Lineage: Eukaryota; Fungi; Ascomycota; Saccharomycetes; Saccharomycetales; Saccharomycetaceae
Gene: COQ10
Product: ubiquinone-binding protein COQ10
Exons: 1
Coding region: 1-633 (210 amino acids)
Source: RefSeq, a predicted model, not a curated record